Dendroctonus ponderosae (mountain pine beetle) is the source of this 7142-nucleotide messenger RNA. RefSeq names its product CAD protein (gene rudimentary). The transcript has 21 exons. Gene Ontology annotation, cellular component: cytoplasm; cytosol. NCBI's taxonomy places the organism in Eukaryota, Metazoa, Arthropoda, Insecta, Coleoptera, Curculionidae. Gene Ontology annotation, molecular function: ATP binding; carbamoyl-phosphate synthase (glutamine-hydrolyzing) activity; dihydroorotase activity. The record is from RefSeq and is a predicted model, not a curated record. The coding region runs from base 343 to 7095 and encodes 2250 amino acids. Gene Ontology annotation, biological process: 'de novo' pyrimidine nucleobase biosynthetic process; L-citrulline biosynthetic process; L-glutamine metabolic process.
UGCAGAACAACGUUGCCCAGUUGCAAGAAAGUGCCUUCAACAUCUACGCCUCUGCUGCGUACUCGACACAGGGACUCUUAAGGCCCUUCGGGCCCUAUACCAUCACAUUGCGCACUGUUUGGGAUGUUUGCAAACGGCCCUUACAACUUUUUUUGCUUACUCUCAGUUGUCACAGUGUCCGGCAGGUUUUCCAGAUUUAAGUCGCAUGGACUUUCGGUGGACCAGUACCACUUAAGUGGAAGCGCUUGGCAACUGUGGUACCAGCACAUAGUGGCAUUUUGCAUGCUCAGAAGACCACUAGUUUAGUGAAACCAGUGCGGAAACGUGUUAACGGUGCAGAAAAUGCCAUCCAGUAGCGUGCCCGCCUUCUUGGCCCUUGAUAACGGCGUGGUUCUGCCCGGGAAAUCAUUCGGUGCUGUUCAGCAAACCGAUGGAGAAGUUGUGUUCCAAACUGGCAUGGUGGGGUAUCCAGAAUCCCUCACUGAUCCAAGUUACCAUGCCCAACUUCUGGUACUCACUUAUCCAAUUAUCGGCAACUAUGGGGUACCGGCAGCCAAAUGUGACGCCAAUGGACUGCCCUAUUUUUUUGAGUCGCAACGCAUUUGGGCGGCCGGACUCAUUGUCAGCGAGGAAUGCGACAAACCGAGCCAUUGGCGCAACGUGAAAACUCUCUCCGAAUGGAUGCAGGAAGAGAAUGUUCCAGGCAUUCAGGGCAUCGACACCAGAGAUUUGACGAAAAUCAUCCGGGAAAGAGGAACUAUGUUGGGGCGGAUAGUCUACACGUUGCCUAUCGACCCUAGAUCCCUAUCAAUACCUGAUCCGAAUCUCCGAAAUUUGGUCGCAGAAGUUUCGGUUAAAAAGUCAACCACUUACAACGCCUCUGGAUCGCCCAGGAUAUGUGCAGUGGAUUGCGGCCUCAAGUACAACCAAAUCCGGUGCUUGAUAAAACGCGGAGCCCGAGUGGAUGUGGUUCCGUGGAACCAUCGCCUAAACGUCGAAGAAUUCGACGGGCUGUUUCUGAGCAAUGGGCCUGGGGACCCCGCAAUGUGCGCCGAAACCAUCGAGCAGCUGAAGACGCUGCUGCAGAACGGGCAGAAGAAGCCGAUUUUCGGCAUCUGCUUGGGACACCAGUUGCUCUCGAAGGCCAUCGGCUGCGGCAGCUUUAAGAUGAAAUACGGCAACCGCGGUCACAACCAACCAUGCAUCCACCAUGGUACUGGGCGUUGCUAUAUGACGUCCCAGAACCACGGAUUUGCCAUCGACCCAGCCACUCUGCCUCCUGAUUGGGAGCCGCUGUUUACAAACGCCAACGAUUCCACCAAUGAGGGCAUCGUCCACAAGCACUUGCCCUACUUCAGCGUCCAGUUCCAUCCAGAGCACAUGGCAGGCCCGGAGGACUUGGAGUGUCUUUUCGACGUUUUCCUCCAGGCGGUGAAAGAAGGCCUGAAAGCAGCCAGGAGUGUAAAGCAGCAACUCACUCACGAGCUGAAGUUUGUGAGCGAAGCCCCAGAGAUCAGCAUGCCCAACAAGGUGCUGAUCAUCGGCUCCGGAGGACUUUCCAUCGGACAGGCUGGGGAGUUUGACUAUUCCGGCUCCCAGGCCAUCAAGGCUCUGAAGGAGCAAAACAUCCAAACAGUGCUGAUUAAUCCCAAUAUUGCAACAGUGCAAACCUCCAAAGGUCUGGCGGAUAAGGUGUAUUUUCUCCCCCUGGUGCCGGAGUAUGUAGUGCAGGUGAUCCGCUCGGAGCGACCUGGAGGAGUCCUGCUCACUUUUGGAGGCCAGACUGGCCUCAACUGUGGGGUGCAACUUCAGAAGCUGGGGGUGUUUGAAAAGUACAACUGCGCCAUUCUGGGAACCCCGAUCCAGGCCAUCAUUGACACGGAGGACCGGAAGGUCUUCUCUGAGCGGAUUGCGGCCAUUGGGGAGAAAGUCGCUCCAAGUAUGGCAGUUUUUUCCGUGCAGGAAGCCCUGAAUGCUGCUGAUGUGCUUGGGUAUCCUGUUAUGGCGCGAGCGGCCUUUUCUCUGGGAGGACUUGGAUCAGGAUUUGCCAACAACAAGGACGAGCUGGCCGCUUUGGCCACUCAAGCCUUAGCUCACUCCAACCAGCUGAUUAUCGACAAAUCGCUGAAGGGCUGGAAAGAGGUGGAAUACGAAGUGGUGCGCGACGCCUUCGACAACUGCAUAACCGUGUGCAACAUGGAAAAUGUGGAUCCUUUAGGGAUCCACACUGGAGAAUCCACAGUGGUGGCUCCCAGCCAGACCCUCUCCAACAGCGAGUACAACAUGCUGAGAACCACAGCCAUUAAGGUCAUCCGACACUUCGGAGUAGUGGGCGAAUGCAACAUCCAAUACGCUCUGAGUCCGUUCUCCGAGGAGUACUACAUAAUUGAGGUGAAUGCAAGGUUAUCCAGAAGCUCGGCCUUGGCCAGCAAGGCCACCGGGUACCCAUUGGCCUACGUGGCGGCCAAGCUGGCCUUGGGAAUUGCGCUGCCGGACAUCAAGAACUCCGUAACCGGCAAUACGACGGCCUGCUUUGAGCCCAGCCUGGACUACUGUGUGGUGAAAAUGCCGCGCUGGGAUCUCCAUAAGUUCUCCAGAGUGAGCACGAAAAUCGGCAGUGCCAUGAAAAGCGUGGGCGAGGUGAUGGCGAUUGGGCGCAACUUCGAAGAGGCCUUCCAGAAGGCCCUGAGAAUGGUGGAUGAGAAUGUGCCAGGAUUUCAUCCCUAUAUUAAACAGGUGAACAACUCGGAGCUGAUGGAGCCAACCGAUAAGCGAAUGUUCGUGAUAGCGGCCGCCCUCAAAACCGGCUACAGCGUCGAAAAGCUCUACGAGCUCACCAAAAUCGAUCGCUGGUUCUUGCAGAAAAUGAAGCACAUCAUCGACUUCUACUCCUUCAUGGAAACCAUCAACCAGACCGAGCUGGUGGCCACCACUUUGCUCCAGGCCAAACAGCUCGGUUUUUCAGACAACCAAAUUGCCAUCGCGGUGCAGAGCACCGAACUGGCCAUCCGACAGAAGCGUGAAGAAUUCAACAUCAAACCGUUCGUGAAGCAGAUCGAUACUGUGGCAGCCGAAUGGCCGGCCACCACCAACUACCUCUACUUGACCUACAACGGUCUGAGCCACGACUUGGAGUUCAACGAGCAGCACACGAUGGUGAUCGGAUCGGGAGUUUACCGGAUCGGCAGCUCUGUGGAGUUCGAUUGGUGUGCGGUUGGUUGUCUUCGGGAGUUGCGCCGAUUGGGCAAGAAAACCAUCAUGGUGAACUAUAACCCGGAAACCGUCAGCACGGACUACGACAUGUCCGAUCGGCUCUACUUCGAGGAAAUCUCCUUUGAGGUGAUUAUGGAUAUUUACAGCAUCGAGAACCCCGAGGGAAUCAUCCUGUCGAUGGGAGGGCAACUGCCCAACAACAUCGCGAUGGAUCUGCAUCGGCAACAGGCGAGGAUAUUGGGCACCUCGCCAGAUAGCAUUGAUGGGGCGGAGAAUCGCUUCAAGUUCUCCAGAAUGCUGGACAGGAUCGGGAUCAUGCAGCCCCGAUGGAAGGAGCUGACGAAAGUUGAGAGCGCCAUCGAGUUCUGCGAACAAGUGGGCUAUCCUUGUCUGGUGCGGCCUUCGUACGUUCUGAGCGGCGCGGCCAUGAACGUGGCUCAUUCCAAUGAAGACCUCAAGACCUACCUGAACGCCGCAGUGGAGGUCAGCAAGGACUGCCCAGUGGUGAUUUCCAAGUUCAUCCAAGAGUCGAAGGAAAUCGACGUGGAUGCCGUCGCUUGCGACGGCAUCAUUCUCUGCCUGGCCGUUUCUGAGCACGUGGAAAACGCUGGCGUCCACUCGGGCGACGCCACUCUAGUCACGCCUCCCCAAGACAUCAACGAGCAGACGCUCAGCAAAAUCAUGUACAUCAGCAAGUCGAUUGCCGCCUCCUUGGAGGUGACCGGCCCGUUCAACAUGCAACUGAUCGCCAAAGACAACGACCUGAAAGUGAUCGAGUGCAACGUGCGGGUUUCCAGGUCGUUCCCCUUCGUAUCCAAGACUCUGGAUCACGACUUUGUGGCGAUGGCAACGCGGGUGAUUGUGGGCGAGCCUGUGGAACCAGUGGUGGUGCUGGGAGGGUGCGGAAAAGUCGGAGUGAAAGUGCCUCAGUUCUCCUUCUCUCGACUGGCUGGCGCCGAUUUCAUGCUGGGAGUGGAAAUGGCCUCGACUGGAGAGGUGGCUUGUUUUGGGGACAACCGGUAUGAGGCCUAUUUGAAGGCCAUGAUGAGCACUGGUUUCAGCAUCCCCAAACAGUCUAUUUUGCUAUCAAUUGGCAGUUUUAAGCAUAAAAUCGAGCUUCUUCCCAGUGUGAGGACUUUGCAGAAGUUGGGGUACAAACUAUACGCCAGCUUGGGAACCGCCGACUUUUACAAUGAGCAUGGAGUGAAUGUGCAACCAGUUCAAUGGACCUUUGAGAACAUCGACAACCUCAACAAUGAGAAUGAGUUGAGUCACUUGGCCGAUUUCCUCUCGAAGAAGAGGUUCGAUCUGCUGAUUAACAUCCCGAUGCGCAACGGUGGCGCCAGAAGAGUCUCCUCUUUUAUGACCCAUGGCUAUCGUACUAGGAGAUUGGCCAUUGAUUACUCCAUUCCUUUGAUAACGGACGUUAAAUGCACCAAACUCUUGGUGGAGGCAAUUCGGCUAAUUGGCAAAGCCCCGCCCAUGAAAACCCACACGGACUGUAUGAGUUCAAGAAACAUCCUCAAACUGCCUGGUUUUAUUGACGCCCAUGUGCACGUGCGCGAACCUGGAGCCACGCACAAGGAGGAUUAUGCGUCGUGUUCAGCAGCCGCUCUGGCUGGAGGCGUCACUCUUAUUCUAGCCAUGCCCAACACCAAUCCGGCCAUUGUGGACGAAGAAGCCUUCCUGCAAGUGAAGAAACUCGCCAAAGAAGGCGCUCGAUGCGACUAUGCCCUUUUUGUCGGUGCUUCGUCGGAUAAUGCGUCGACAAUCUGCGAGCUGGCCAAUGACGCGGCCGGCUUGAAGAUGUACCUGAACGAAACGUUCACAACUUUGCGUCUCAACGACCUCAACGUCUGGAACAAGCACUUGAACAGCUGGCCGAAGCGGGCGCCACUCUGUGUCCAUGCUGAGGGCCAAACGACUGCAGCCAUUGUCUUAUUGGCCAGUUUCAUUAAUCGGCCAAUCCACAUUUGCCACGUGGCCAGGAAGGAGGAGAUCUUGAUCAUCAAGGCCGCGAAGGAGAAGGGCAUGAAGAUCACCUGCGAAGUCUGUCCGCAUCAUCUGUUUCUAUCCAGCAGCGAUGUACCCAAGUUGGGAGUGAAGAAAAGCCAAGUGAGACCAAUGCUGGUGUCCCCAGAGGAUCAGCAGGCUUUGUGGGACAAUUUGCACGUGAUUGACUGUUUUGCCACUGAUCAUGCACCUCAUACUGUGGAGGAGAAACUCAGCGAAAACCCUCCUCCGGGCUUUCCAGGUCUGGAAACCAUUCUACCCCUACUCCUCAACGCUGUCAACGAAGGGCGGCUCACUCUAGAAGAUGUCAUCAACAAGUUCCACAAGAACCCGCGCAAGAUCUUCAGUCUUCCCGAACAGUUCAACACCUAUGUGGAAGUGGACAUGGAUGAGGAAUGGGUGAUUCCUGACGCAAUGCCUUACAGCAAGGCGAAAUGGACGCCAUUUGCGGGAAAAAAGAUCAAAGGGGCCGUCCACAGAGUUGUUUUGAGAGGGGAGGUGGCUUAUGUGGAUGGAAAAAUUUUGGUUCAACCAGGUUUCGGGAAAAAUGUGCGAGAAUGGGAACGAAGGCACUUCGCCAGCAGCCAUUCGGCGUCUUUGAACGAACUGAGGCCAUCAUCUGCCCUCGAGCGCGCCGUUUCUCCAUUGCCCAACUCCCUUAUGGAAAGAUUCGAUUACGAUGCUGAUGGACCGACCAACGAAAUGUUCUCCAGACUUCUAUCUGCUGAUAACAAGUCCCAGCGUGACAAUUAUAUAGCAAAUCUUGUAAAAACUCAGGUGCAUUUCGCCGGUGAUGCUCCCGAACGCAACCUGAUCUCUCCAAUUCCUCCAUUGCGAGUGCGAACUGAAAGCUACACGCUUCAUGAAAAACAAAAAGCAAAAGGAGAUAGUGGAUUUUUGAGCGCUCCGACCAUCCAGGCGGAAGUCCAUCAGCAUUUUCCACAUGGUCUGACUGGCAAGCACAUUCUAAGUGUGGACAUGUUCACCAAAGAGCAGCUGAAUUAUAUCUUUAAUCUGGCUCAAACAUUCAGAAUGUACGUGUCGAAAGAUCGGCCGCUAGACCACGUCCUCAAAGGAAAGCUGAUGGCCUCAAUAUUCUACGAAGUGAGCACCAGAACCUGCUGCAGCUUUUCCGCAGCGAUGCAAAGACUCGGAGGACGCGUGAUCUACAUGAACGAAAGCACAUCGUCCGCUCAGAAAGGAGAAACGCUCGAAGACUCCAUAGCCACUUUAGCGGGAUACGCGGACGUUGUGGUUCUGAGACAUCCAUCACCUGGAUCAGUGUUGAAAGCCUCGCAACACUGUCGCAAGCCAGUCUUGAACGCUGGUGAUGGCGUGGGCGAGCACCCCAGUCAGGCGCUUCUGGAUGUCUUCACCAUACGGGAAGAAAUCGGCACAGUCAACGGCCUGGUGAUCACGCUCGUGGGCGAUCUGAAGAACGGUCGCACUGUUCAUUCUUUGGCCCGUCUGCUCACGCUCUACAACGUCCACCUGCGCUACGUCAGUCCUGCGAACCUGAAGAUGCCCAACAACAUCACCAAGUUCGUGGCCGGGAAGGGGAUCCAUCAGCAGGAGUUCGACACUUUGGAGGAAGUUUUGCCCGACACUGAUGUCCUUUACGUGACCAGAAUUCAACGGGAACGCUUUGAGUCACAGGAGGAGUAUGAUAAGGCAUGUGGUCACUUUGUGGUUACACCCCAGCUGAUGACAAGGGCGAAAAGACGUAUGGUGGUGAUGCAUCCCUUGCCCAGGGUGUUCGAGAUCAGCCCCGAGUUCGACAGCGACCCGAGAGCUGCCUACUUCAGACAGACGGAAUGCGGCAUGUACGUGCGAAUGGCCCUUCUGGCCAUGGUCUUGGGCAAAUGCUGAUCGCAUCAGCUGGUGUGUAUAUAAGAAAUAUAUUUAAUUGAAAAAUG